Orbilia oligospora ATCC 24927 is the source of this 924-nucleotide messenger RNA. RefSeq lists its product as uncharacterized. Gene Ontology annotation, biological process: pantothenate biosynthetic process. NCBI's taxonomy places the organism in Eukaryota, Fungi, Ascomycota, Orbiliomycetes, Orbiliales, Orbiliaceae. The coding region runs from base 1 to 924 and encodes 307 amino acids. The transcript has a single exon. Gene Ontology annotation, molecular function: pantoate-beta-alanine ligase activity. The record is from RefSeq and is a predicted model, not a curated record.
AUGCAGACGUAUCAUGCCGUCUCAACCUACCGUGCCUGGCGGUACUCUCUCCCGCCGACGUCUACAGUCGGUGUAGUCCCAACAAUGGGUGCCCUUCACGCCGGUCAUAUAUCUCUCGCUCGUGCCGCAGCAUCCGAGAAUACGCACGUGGUUGUCACUAUCUUUCUCAACCCCGCGCAAUUCUCACCAACCGAGGAUCUAGCUUCGUAUCCAAAGACACUAGAGAAGGAUUUGGAGAAAUUAGAGGAGCUGAAUGCUUCGUUACCGGAUGAUGUUCCCGGGAGGGUUUCUGCUGUAUUCGUCCCAACUGUUGCGGAAAUGUACCCUGCUGGGAUUCCACUGGUGAGAGAUCAGCAAGUGGGUACUUUUGUCGAAGUUAUUCCGUUAUCUGCGAAGCUGGAAGGUGGUACUCGACCACAUUUCUUUAGAGGGGUGGCAACGGUUUGUACAAAGCUUUUUAAUAUUACAAAUCCGAAUAGAGUAUACUUUGGACAGAAGGAUGUUCAACAGACGGUUAUUAUCAGAAGGCUAUUAUUGGAUUUGCUUUUUGACAUCGAGUUAAGAGUCAUUCCCACAGAAAGAGAAAAAGAUGGAUUGGCGAUGAGUUCUAGGAAUGUUUACCUGAAGGGCAGAAGAAGAGAAGUGGCUAUUGUUAUAUACAAAGCCUUAAAGGCAGUAGAAGAGAUGUACAACGGCGGAGAGAAUAGGGCUAGUGUGUUAUUGAAGAAGGCGAGGGAAGUGGUUGAUAAUGCAGGGAGUGAAGUCAAGCUAGAUUAUGUGAGUUUGAAUGAGCCGCAGUUAUUGGAGGAAGUGGAUGUUGUGGAGAAGGGUAAAGGGGUGAUUCUGAGUGCGGCGAUGUGGGUUUUGCCGAGAGAAGAGGAGGAAGGAACUGUCAGGUUGAUCGAUAAUUUGGUUCUGUCGUAG